AUGAGCAAGAGGAAGAUUCCGAGCAGCAACAACUAUUUUCCGGCAGCGUCUGUUUCCGCUCCGGAUCUCAAUCUAGACAUCCUCCUCCACCCCAAUACGACGCCGUACCUCGCCGCGGCGGCGAAGAAGCUCCGAUCAUCAUCCGAAUCGCCUGCACAAUCGACGAUGAUGGACGCUCGGGUCCCAGAUCGCGAUUUCCCCGACGAAGACGGAAACGAUUCCGAUUCCUCCUCCGACAUAAUCAACACCGAGAUAGAACCCUUUCCCCGCUCGCUCAACAGCAUCCCCGCCGCUUCCUCUGCAUUCGCUUUCGACAUUUUGCGCAAGGAGGGUAGUAUCCCGACCACCCACCAGCUCUUCCCGGAGAGGACGGGGCCGGAGCUCAACCCACCGGCGGCGGCGCCUGAUCAGUGGCUGAAGUUGUCGGAAGCAGAGGCCUCGCCGCCGGCGCCGGCGAAGCAAGCGGUGCAGCCGAGGAAGAGCCGGCGGGGGCCGAGGUCGAGGAGCUCGCAGUACCGAGGGGUCACUUUUUACCGGCGAACCGGCCGUUGGGAGUCUCAUAUCUGGGACUGUGGGAAGCAAGUGUAUUUAGGUGGUUUCGACACUGCCCAUGCUGCGGCCAGGGCUUAUGAUCGGGCGGCGAUCAAGUUCCGGGGAGUGGAUGCCGAUAUCAACUUUACUUUGACCGAUUACGACGAGGACAUGAAGGCGUUAAAGGAUUUGGGGAAAGAAGAAUUUGUGCAGGUUCUCCGGCGGCAGACCACCGGAUUCUCGCGGGGGAGCUCGAAAUACAGAGGCGGCGCCACCGUUCAGAAGUCCGGCCAAUGGGAAGCCCGAAUGGCCCAGCUCCUUGUCAAUAAUAAAGCUUACGAUAAGACGACAAUUGGUUACAGUGGCACCGCAACCCCGACAAAUAUCCAGCCACGAGAAUUCGACACUAACGCUUCCGGACGCGGCGAGGACGAUCUCGAUCUAAGGUUGGGAAUAUCAUCAUCAUCACCAAACUCAACAGCACCCAAUGGGAAAAAGGUCGACAAAGCUACCACUAGCAGCAGCAGCAGAGCAGCAGCAGGACCUUUCGGUUUCCAGCCACUUCACGGCCUGCCCAUUAACAUCGCCUCCAACACCCUCCAAACUUGGCCGCCGCCGCCGUCUCCGUCGCCGUCCACCUUUGACCCGGAAACGAGGGGCAGCUGGGCGCAUCACAAUCAAUUGACCGGCGUUGUUGUUAAUAGCGACGGCGUCCCCAAGUGGCCGGCCUCCUCGUCGUCGCAGCAAGUUGCAGCAGCAUCAUCAGGAUUCUUGUCAUCUUCGUCUAAUAAUACUAAUAAUGUGAAUAGACCAAGCGCAUAUAUGGCCGCCGGCGGCGGCUCUUCUUCCUCGUCGCCGAAUGUCAGUCACUUCUUCCAACCCAGCAGCAACCAGUAUUGGUACUCACACAAGCGGGAGCAAUAA
Molecule: messenger RNA, 1455 nt
Organism: Linum trigynum
Lineage: Eukaryota; Viridiplantae; Streptophyta; Magnoliopsida; Malpighiales; Linaceae
Source: the annotation of a GenBank genome assembly